Lutzomyia longipalpis is the source of this 1552-nucleotide messenger RNA. Its product is annotated as acetylcholine receptor subunit alpha-like 1. Lineage: Eukaryota; Metazoa; Arthropoda; Insecta; Diptera; Psychodidae. Gene Ontology annotation, biological process: regulation of membrane potential; monoatomic ion transmembrane transport; nervous system process. Bases 160 to 1455 code for a protein of 431 amino acids. Gene Ontology annotation, cellular component: postsynaptic membrane; neuron projection; synapse. Gene Ontology annotation, molecular function: acetylcholine-gated monoatomic cation-selective channel activity; transmembrane signaling receptor activity. The record is from RefSeq and is a predicted model, not a curated record. The transcript is spliced from 4 exons.
CGCACAUAAAAGAUCUCCUUGAGGUCGCAUCUCUUAAAUGGAUUAAGAAAUUCAGUGGCUCGCUGAGUCUCGAUCGUGCUGGAGCUCAUCUUUCUCCUCUUCUUCAGAGCAAUUUAAAGUUCUUUAUUUUUUUUACAAAGAUAAAGGAAGUUUAGAGAAAUGAGAAUUAUUCAGUGGAAUUUUGUGGCAUUUCUGGGAUUAUUGAGUGUUUUUGGUACUUUUAGUUCUUCCGCAGGCAUUAAGCCACUUUGGAAUGCUACUUGGACGGACAACCUCAAGAGAGAUCUCUUUAUGAAUAAUUAUGAUAAAUUUGCAAGGCCUGAACAGUUCUACAACACAACGAAUGUCGAAAUUGGCCUUACAAUCCUCCAUGUUGAUGUUGAGGAAGCCAAAUCCAUCAUUAAUGUUAAUGGCUGGAUCAAAUUCAAAUGGAAUGAUCCGAAGCUGCGCUGGAAUGAAUCCGACUACGGUGGAUUGACCACCAUUCACGUGUCUGACCACGAGAUCUGGCAGCCUGAUAUUGUGCUGUACAACAGCGCUUCCGGGAACUCUGUGGAUCACUAUGGGAACACCCAUUCCAUCCUGAACAGCAAUGGGGAUGUCUUGUGGGUCCCACCGUACCUCUUUAAAGCCUUUUGCUCUUUUGACCUCUCCUACUGGCCCCUAGAUCAGCAUACGUGUCGCGUUGUAAUCGGCUCGUGGACCUACAAUGGCAAUAAAAUUAAUUUAGACUUUCAGGAAGGCGAGGGGAUCUCCCUGGAGAAUAUGUACGAUCUUCAGCACGAAUGGGAAAUUAUUGGAACGCAAAUUAAGCGCAAUGAGAAGAUCUACGUGUGCUGUCCAGAACCCUACGUGGAUAUUUCCUAUAACAUCACCAUCUCUCGUAGGACGCCAAUGUAUAAAGCCCUCGUGGUAACGCCCGUUACGGUGAUUGUUCUCCUCACACUGGCCACAUUCUGGCUUCCAUCAUCGUCGGGCGAGAAGAUCCUUCUCAAUGGCGUUGUGGCAGUUUUCAUCUGCCUCUACAUGUUCUACCUCCACAGCCUGAUUCCCGCCAUGACCUUCAACACUCCCUAUUUGGUGCAUUUCCUGGAUUCCUGCCUCUACCUCACGGGCUUCUCCACCGUAAUUGCCGUGAUUGUGAUUAGCUUGUCACGCAAUCGGUACGCCUCCAGCAUGCCGUGGGCUAUUAAAUCUUCCCUCGAUGGGCGAUGUGGGAGAAUCCUUGGGCUUCAUUUCCUGCAGGUUCAACCGAAUAUUCAGCAACGAAGUGAGGAGCUGAGAGAGCCUCCAUUUGAGGAGAACAACACCCCAGAUGAUCGUCACAUGAUCCAACCCAUCAGCAAGAGCUCCAGCCAGCACGAUUGGAUUCUCUUUGCCACAGCCAUCGACAGGCUCACCUUUGUCAUUUACUGCUUCAUCUACGUGGUCCUCGCCACAAUCUAUUGCGUGUAAUUGUUUAAAUCUUCGCUUCAUCUUGCCUCUAAAAGGAAAUAUUUGCCUCUAUUUUUAUAUUUUUCGAGUAUAAUAAAUGAAUCUUACUACUGUUUCA